Molecule: messenger RNA, 363 nt
Organism: Ostreobium quekettii
Lineage: Eukaryota; Viridiplantae; Chlorophyta; Ulvophyceae; Bryopsidales; Ostreobiaceae
Source: the annotation of a GenBank genome assembly
AUGGGCGAGUCGGCAUUCGAGGAGCUCUACGGCUUCCUGCCGGUGCCGGAAGGCCAGCUGGGGAGCUCCAUCUUCCUGCUGGUGGUCUACGGCUUCGUGCUGCUGCAGGGCGCCAACCUGCUCUCCGACGGUAGCGAGAUGCUCCUCGAAGUCUUCCCACCCGGCAUCAUAGGAGGGAUUCUUCUGCCCAUCUUGGGUGCACUUCCCGACUGCCUUAUCAUCGUGGUGUCAGGAAUGGGCCCUGUCGAGGAGGCCAAGGAGCAGGUCAAAGUCGGCCUGGGAACUCUGGCGGGGUCAACAGUUAUGCUGCUGACCAUUGCCUGGGGAGGCUCAGUGCUGUUGGGCCGUUGCGAUCUUGAAAAG